ACGUGAGAGCGCAGGCGCAGCGCCGCGCAGCCCGCUCCCUCACACAAAGCCAGACGCGGAGAAAAUGGCGGCAGGGGUCGAAGCGGCGGCCGAGGUGGCGGCGACGGAGCCCAAAAUGGAGGGGGAGAGCGGCGCGCCGGGCGCGCCGAGCGGCAACGGGGCUCCGGGCCCGAAAGGUGAAGGAGAACGACCUACUCAGAAUGAGAAGAGGAAGGAGAAAAACAUAAAAAGAGGAGGCAAUCGCUUUGAGCCAUAUGCCAAUCCAACCAAAAGAUACAGAGCCUUCAUUACAAACAUACCUUUUGAUGUGAAAUGGCAGUCACUUAAAGACCUGGUUAAAGAAAAAGUUGGUGAGGUAACAUACGUGGAGCUCUUAAUGGACGCUGAAGGAAAGUCAAGGGGAUGUGCCGUUGUUGAAUUCAAGAUGGAAGAGAGCAUGAAAAAAGCUGCUGAAGUUCUAAACAAGCAUAGUCUGAGUGGAAGACCACUGAAAGUCAAAGAAGAUCCUGAUGGUGAACAUGCCAGGAGAGCAAUGCAAAAGGUGAUGGCUACGACUGGUGGGAUGGGUAUGGGACCAGGUGGCCCAGGAAUGAUUACUAUCCCACCCAGUAUCCUAAAUAACCCUAACAUCCCAAAUGAGAUUAUCCAUGCAUUACAGGCUGGAAGACUUGGAAGCACAGUCUUUGUAGCAAAUCUGGAUUAUAAAGUUGGCUGGAAGAAACUGAAGGAAGUUUUUAGUAUGGCUGGUGUGGUGGUCCGAGCAGACAUUCUAGAAGAUAAAGAUGGGAAAAGUCGUGGAAUAGGCACUGUUACUUUUGAACAGUCCAUUGAAGCUGUGCAAGCUAUAUCUAUGUUUAAUGGCCAACUGCUAUUUGAUAGACCAAUGCACGUGAAAAUGGAUGAGAGGGCCUUACCAAAGGGGGAUUUUUUCCCUCCUGAACGUCCUCAACAGCUUCCCCAUGGACUUGGUGGUAUUGGCAUGGGGUUAGGACCAGGAGGGCAGCCUAUUGAUGCCAAUCACCUGAACAAAGGCAUUGGCAUGGGAAACAUAGGGCCCGCAGGAAUGGGAAUGGAAGGCAUAGGAUUUGGAAUAAAUAAAAUGGGAGGCAUGGAGGGACCCUUUGGUGGCGGUAUGGAAAACAUGGGUCGGUUUGGAUCUGGGAUGAACAUGGGCAGAAUAAACGAGAUGGAGCGUGGCAUGGGUGGAGGAUUUGAGAGAGACUUUGCCAGAAACGAGAUGGGAAUGUCUCGAAGCUUUGGAGAGCCCCUUGGCAGAGGAAUGGAAAUCCUAAGUAAUGCACUGAAGAGAGGAGAGAUCAUUGCAAAGCAGGGAGGAGGUGGAGGUGGAGGCAGUGUCCCCGGGAUCGAGAGGAUGGGCCCUGGCAUUGACCGCAUUGGGGGUGCUGGCAUGGAGCGCAUGGGCGCAGGCCUGGGCCACGGCAUGGAGCGCGUGGGCUCUGAGAUCGAGCGCAUGGGCCUGGUCAUGGACCGCAUGGGCUCCGAGCGCAUGGGCUCCGGCAUCGAGCGCAUGGGCCCACUGGGCCUCGACCACAUGGCCUCCAGCAUCGAGCGCAUGGGCCAGACCAUGGAGCGCAUCGGGUCUGGCGUGGAUCGCAUGGGUGCCGGCAUGGGCUUUGGCCUCGAGCGCAUGGCCGCGCCCAUCGACCGUGUGGGCCAGACCAUUGAGCGCAUGGGCUCUGGUGUGGAGCGCAUGGGCCCUGCCAUCGAGCGUAUGGGCCUGGGCAUGGAGCGCAUGGUGCCCGCAGGCAUGGGGGCUGGCCUAGAGCGCAUGGGCCCUGUGAUGGAUCGCAUGGCCACCGGCCUGGAGCGCAUGGGCGCCAACAACCUGGAGCGAAUGGGCCUGGAGCGCAUGGGCGCCAACAGCCUGGAGCGUAUGGGCCUGGAGCGCAUGGGCGCCAACAGUCUGGAGCGUAUGGGUCCUGCCAUGGGCCCGGCCCUGGGCGUUGGCAUUGAGCGCAUGGGCCUGGCUAUGGGUGGUGGUGGCGGUGCCAGCUUUGACCGCGCCAUUGAGAUGGAGCGUGGCAACUUCGGAGGAAGCUUCGCAGGUUCCUUUGGUGGAGCUGGAGGCCAUGCUCCCGGGGUGGCCAGGAAGGCCUGCCAGAUAUUUGUGAGAAACCUCCCAUUUGAUUUUACAUGGAAGAUGCUAAAGGACAAAUUCAACGAAUGUGGCCACGUGCUGUAUGCCGACAUCAAGAUGGAGAAUGGGAAGUCCAAGGGGUGCGGUGUGGUUAAGUUUGAGUCGCCAGAGGUGGCUGAGAGAGCCUGCCGGAUGAUGAAUGGGAUGAAGCUGAGUGGCCGAGAGAUUGAUGUUCGAAUCGAUAGAAAUGCUUAAGCAGUUGCCUUUUUUAAACAUCGAUACCAGAUCUCUGAAUUUGUAUUUUUUCUUGUUAACCAUUUUAAUUUGUUGGCUGGAUGUAUAAAGAUGUUUAAAAAAUUCAGUUGCUUUUUGGGGUAAUUUGAAUUACUUUUUUAAUGACUGGGGUUCCAUUUGACUGUUUGCAUUGAGAUUGCAAUGUGCGCAAUUUUUUUUGUAGUUGUGGCAUCUUGUUGACAUCGAAUAUGACUUUGAUAAUAAAUACCAGUUCCUGAAAGCUG
Messenger RNA from Rhinolophus ferrumequinum (greater horseshoe bat), 2616 nucleotides. RefSeq names its product heterogeneous nuclear ribonucleoprotein M (gene HNRNPM). Bases 65 to 2353 code for a protein of 762 amino acids. Gene Ontology annotation, biological process: regulation of mRNA stability involved in response to oxidative stress; alternative mRNA splicing, via spliceosome. The record is from RefSeq and is a predicted model, not a curated record. Lineage: Eukaryota; Metazoa; Chordata; Mammalia; Chiroptera; Rhinolophidae. Gene Ontology annotation, molecular function: mRNA binding. Gene Ontology annotation, cellular component: post-mRNA release spliceosomal complex; nucleus; cytoplasm. The transcript has 17 exons.